AUGCUAGUAGUGGGGACACGGGGUUCUAGUUGCCUCCAUUCUUUUGGUACUGCUACCUCGUUGGUCCUGCCUUGUUCAUCUAAGGCUUUUAGCUGCCAAUUGCUUGGGCAUUUGCACCAAAGCCUCCACUUUGGUAACCUGACGGAGGGAAUUGGGGGUAUUGAUUCUUCUUGUGCCCUAACUACUGGCAAUGAUAGCAUUGAAUCUAUCCCACCGACUUUUGCUGAAAACUUCUUCUUUGAUUCUAUUGUUGCAGUUGUGGUAGUUGUUGUUAUGGUGGUGGUUUGGAGUAAGGUGGUGGUGGGUGGGUGGCUGGGUGGAUGGUACCCAUUAACUCCUAAAGGACAGGAACAGAUCCCAUGGUUUCUUCGGAGGUGGAUAACUCCUCGUGAACCUCCUGACAGACAUGUGGUCCUCACUGUGGGAGCUCUUCAUCAGGCUGACUCUACCGCUUUACAGGUUGCUGCUUGUGCCUGGCAUGAUGAGUUGGCUCCUUUGCUGAAACCCUUGCUCGUGGUUAACAUUGGAGGGCCUACAAAACAUUGUCAAUAUGGUGCAGACCUUGCAAAACAGUUGACAGCAUCCCUGAAGAAUGUUCGUUGGAGUUUUGGAAGCCUCAGAAUAUCUUUCUCGAGAAGAACUCCACAGGAGGUAUCUGAUAUCUUAGAGAAGGAAUUUAGUUAUCAUCCUAAAGUUUACAUUUGGGAUGGCAAAGAUCCAAAUCCUCACAUGGGGCAUCUCGCUUGGGCCGAUGCUUUCAUAAUCACAGCUGAUUCAGUUAGUAUGUUGAGUGAGGCUUGCAGUACUGGAAAGCCUGUUUAUGUUAUUGGAGCAGAGCGAUGUACAUGGAAGUUUGCGGAGUUCCACAAAUCUCUGCAGGAACGAGGAGUGGUGCGACCAUUCACGGGUAAAGAAGAUAUAUCAGAAAGAUGGAGCUGUCCUCCACUGAAUGACACUGCAGAGGCAUCUUUCCGGGUGAUUGAAGCACUUUCUGAGCAUGGAUGGAGAUUGGAACCUUGAUAAGUCGGUUCCACUUCAGGUCUAUACGGUGUUUGAAACUACUCCCUUUGUCUCAUUUUAAGUUUGUAAG
Molecule: messenger RNA, 1090 nt
Organism: Camellia sinensis
Lineage: Eukaryota; Viridiplantae; Streptophyta; Magnoliopsida; Ericales; Theaceae
Source: RefSeq, a predicted model, not a curated record